Molecule: messenger RNA, 3574 nt
Organism: Paralichthys olivaceus (Japanese flounder)
Lineage: Eukaryota; Metazoa; Chordata; Actinopteri; Pleuronectiformes; Paralichthyidae
Source: RefSeq, a predicted model, not a curated record
CUCACCCUCUCACCCUCCUGUCUCAGGCGUCUCUUCGAGGCGGAGUCUCAGGACCUGUUUAAGGACAUCCAGAGUCUCCCGAGGAACGCUGCCCUCCGUAAACUCAACGACCUCAUUAAGAGAGCCCGUCUGGCCAAGGUGCACGCUUACAUCAUCAGCUACCUGAAGAAGGAGAUGCCGUCUCUGUUUGGACGAGAGAAGAAGAAGGAGGAGUUGAUCAUGAGGCUGCCGGAGAUCUACACCAUCCUGCAGAGGGAGCAUCACAUCAGCCCCGGAGACUUCCCCAACGUCACCAAGAUGCAGGAUAUGCUGCAGCAUUACGACUUCAGCAAGUUCCCGUCCCUGAAGGUGAAGCUCAUCGAGUCGGUGGAUAAGAUGCUAGCCUCAAAAAUCGCUGUUUUGAUGGCGAUGAUCCGAGAGGAGGAGUCCAAGCAGCCGCCAUCCUUGGUGUCAGGCGGAGCCUUCGAGGGCUCUCAGGAAGGACCCUUCGGCCGAGGCUACGGCGAGGGCAUCAGCGCCGGGGCCGACACUGAGGACUGGAUCGUGAGCCGCGACAAACACCGCUACGACGAGAUCUUCUACACGCUGAUGCCUGUCAACGGCAAGAUCACCGGCGUCAACGCCAAGAAGGAGAUGAUGAACUCGCGGCUGCCAAACACCGUCCUGGGGAAAAUCUGGAAGCUGGCCGACUGCGACCACGACGGGAUGCUGGACGAUGAGGAGUUUGCCCUCGCGCAGCACCUCAUCAAGAUCAAAUUGGAGGGAUACGAGCUGCCCACCGAUCUGCCGGAUCACCUGAUGCCCCCGUCCCACCGCAAAAACCCCACCGCAGACGCCCUGUACAACCACACCGAGGACUAGAGCGCUAACAGGGCGGCCAACGAGCCACCGGAGAGACUGAGCUGAGAGGAAGUCCAACUGUAAAAAAACACCACAGGUCAACUGCUGCUGAUGUUCAGACUGAGGGAACCUGUCAGCAGACUGCUACAGAGGGUCAGAGGUCAAAGUUCAGGUGUUUUCUACUGAGGAGCUCAUCACUAAGAUGAUCUCGUCAGUAACUGAGUCCACAUAAUCAGCUUUUAUUUUGGUAAGAGUUUAUAUAUCACCUUUUUUAAAGCAACAAACAAAGCUUUUAUUGUGAAAGAGAACAGUGUAUCCUGAUAUUUCCUGCUUCAUAUUCUUUCUUCACAACAUCUGGGCGACAUCUGGAGGCGACACGACCUCCUGUCGCUGAUGUUUUGUUGGUCCGUGCAGUGGAGAUAAAUAUCAGGAUACAGCCACACGACUACGUAUUAGUUUGAAAAUGCAUCAAAUCUGCUACAGACACGUAUCCACACUACUCUAUGACGUUAUAUGAAUUAUAACUCUGUGCUUUUAUUCUGAAGGCCAUAUACAUCCAAAAGCCGAGCUAUAGAGUUUCCUGUAAACUGAGGAACACGAAUGUUCCUGUUGUCCACCGUGAGACGCCGAUCGUCCAGAAGAGGAUUCGAGCCACGUGAAAAAUGCAGAGUAAAAUGUUUUCACGUGGCUCGAGUCUUCCUCUGUAGCAUGAGAUGAACGUUACAGGAGCAGCAGCGAUGAUCCGUCCACAGCGAAGCAUCGAGGGGAACUUCCUCCUGAGCUGAAGGUCAAACAUCUGCUGCCGAAGCUGCUUUUCUACUAGUGACCAAGAUUUAUUAUUUUCAUAAAGUCUCAUGUCGGCUUCACUGCGUCACGGCUGCAGAUGUUUUAAUUAUCGAGCUCAUGCCGGAAUCCACAUAAACAGAUUUAGAGACUCGUCAGAAGUGAGCUUUUCAUUUGUGUUGAGGGAAAUCAUCACUUCUCUUCUGACCUGAAGGUGAAAUGUUGAAGGAUGCGAUGAUUCUUUUUAGAUGGAGUUAUUUUCCUACAGAACGAGUCACGAGGUCGCGUCUCCCCCCGAGUCGUCUUUAUGUUCAUUGUAAAUCUGACUGACUAUGUGUUUUGCAGCAGGAAGCCGUUACUUAGCGCCUCCUCAAGUGACCAUAGAGUUCAGACGCAGUCCCAUACCAGGAUGCUGGGUCCAUGGUAGUCUCAGAGGUCAAAGGUCACAGUCCGUCCUGUUUCAACAGCAGAGCGGCCGCUUCAGCUCGCUGUUAACUCGUCCCUCGGGGUUGGACGGCGUCCUGAAACGUGUCCGCUCGCUUCUGUUUCCUCGUAUUGUAAACAUCAGCAGAGACGAGCAGAGCGGUGACCUCUGACCUCUGCUGACAGCACACCUUCCUCUCCGUAGAAUCCUCUGCUGCCUUUGUGUCUUCUUUUCAUCUCUGUAAAUUCUAACCUCCGCUGGGGAGGAGACUUUUUCCACUUCCUGUCAUGACUGAAAGGAGUUGAUGCUGCAGUAAAUCUGAUCAUGUGAAAGUGUGUGAAUGUGCCUUUAAUUGCAGCAGCGAGGUUCGGCCAAUGAAAAUCAAACAAAACAUCAAAACAGGACGAUGAGGUUCAACCAUGUGACCUGUGAUGUCAGAGACACAGUCACAUGAUUGCAGCGUUUUCCACAAGACGGUGAGGACUGACAGUAAAAGUACAAGUUUAUUGUUGUCAUGGCAACGGCAGGUUUGAAUGUGUUUAGUGAUGAUUCCUUUCAUCUGUGCGUCAAACACCAGACGUCUGACUAAUGCGUCAUCAUAAUGAGAAACCUUCAAAAUAAAGUUCUGCUCAGGAGGGUUAAAGGAUUUUGAUUUUUAAAUGUUUCUAUGUUUUGAUAAAGUUUCCAUAAUCUUGAGAAAGUCUUAUUUUUUCAAUACAUUUUCAUAAACUGUUGAAAGUUUCUCAUGAUUCUGACAUCAGGAUAUUUUAUUGGUGGAAAUGAGCUUGUUUGCCUUGAUGCUAAAAUGCCUGUAAAGUCCUCACUAGUAUAGAACAGUGUCACACCCCUGGACAGAGCUGGAACUGUGUACAUUCAUAUUUAAAGUAUAAAAACACUGUACAUGAACUACUGUAAAUACGCUGAUGUCGAUCCUCAAGGCGCCAGCGGCUGCGCUCCAGUGAUGACGUCAGUUCUCUAACUGAUGAUUAGCAGCCCCUCAGUUUGUUUCCAACCUGUUCCCACUUCACGGAUUUUAACUCUGUGAAUAUCGGAACCUAAUCGAUGACCAAAGUUUGUAAAAACAAUUUCAAAGCUACAUUUGCACACAGCAGUGCCUGCUCAUCUCAAUGAUUCAGAAAGAGCGCCCCCUUGCUUCUGCUUGAAACAAAGCCUCUAUUAGCUGUCAGAUCCGCGUGUUUCAGAGCUUUAAUCUUUCAGGUCUCUGUCUUUUAAAACCUUCUGUUCCUAUGACAGGACGUGUUUGUCCUCGAGGAUCCAACAGUUGCUCGGUGCCUUUAAAACACUGAGAAGCUCGAGGUCUGCGUUCAUUUCAUUUUCCCACAGAGCAGCUGUCUCUGAGGAUUUAUUGGUUUUAGUUUUGAUCAAACGCAUAUUCAUGUGAAGGUGAAAGGUUUUAUUUUUGUGAUUUUAAACUAUUUUCCAUUCUUGUUUGGAUGUUACUCUGUUCUGAUGAUGCAGCUCAUCCUGUUUGCAGAGCUGGAGACUAAUAAAGUUUAUUCAACACGU